GAUGUCUGUAAGCUACAAUGUCUGAGCAAAGUAACCCUGAAAGCCACACAAAUCACAAAUCACAUUGAUAGCUAUUGUUGAGACAUUCAGGUGAGUCUCUCCGGUUACCCAAGCUUAAGUAUUUAUUAUGUACAACCACUUUCUCAAUAUAUCUCACACUUGGCUUCACACUGAAGAUAAGAAGCCAGCUCUUGUGAGUGGAGAGUGUCUCAGGCUCCAGCUUGGACUGUUAGUGAAUUCUAUUUCCCCCAGCGUGGGUGGAAUCUGGCACUUGACAGUCACCAGUGUUGGUGAAAUAACAAAGACACUCACAAGCCCACCCCUUUGUGAACAGUUCAGCCAAUCGGGCGACUUGGGGAGGCAAGAGAAUGAAUGGUCAGAGUGCUGCCAUAGUCCUGAUUCGGGGGACUCUCAACAAGCCAGAUCCAGCUGUUCGAAAAUCAAAUGGAAAAAUACAACAGCGAAGAAAAGAAUUUGUUUAAUACAGGCUCUACUGGAUAUGUGGGGCCAAGUGCGUUCAGCUUCACUGGUAAGGGACAGUUGGCACUCUAUCUUCCUAUAAGGGCACACUCUGCUUCGUAUUGUAAAAAGGAGUCCGCAUGUGCCCACUGACAACACAGUCUUCUUUUUGAGUUCAUCUUUAACCCAGAUGUAAUCCAGGUGGUAACUUGAUUCCAGAGGGUCGCAGGGAUUUGAGAUCCCGUACAGGACACCGCCUCCUUGACCUGGUUGAUAUAACCUCAUGUCAGGCUCUGAGUGUUCCUGGAGACAUCUUCAUGACGGCAGAGGUCAAUUCCCUUAGCCAUUACAGGACUGGAAAUACAUACGGAAACAGCUUUGGUCCUUCAUAGGACACGGCCAAUAGUUUUACCACACACAGACAUUCUGUCUGCAAGGCUACUCUUGGAAUCUUGUUGGGGGAAAAGCUCUCUCACACCUUACUUAUGUAUUUUUUAAGACAAGGUUUUAUGUAUCCUAGGCUGGUUUUGAACUUGCCCAGUAGCUAGAGAUGACCUUGGUCCUCCUGCUCCCACUUCCCCAGAGCUAGGAUUACAGGUGCCAUUAUGCCCAACUAAUACGGCCCUGGGGAUCAAACCCAGGGCUUGGUGCAUUCGGGGCAAGCAGAUGCUCACUGAGCUUCGGUAGCUAUUAUCUAUUAACACAUUCCUCCUAUGUAGCCCAGGUUAGAACUCUCAAUUCUCCUGCCUCACUCUUCCCUGUGUUUCUUAAGAUUACAGGAAUGUAUCCCCAGGUUCUUUUCCUAAGUGUCUGGUCCCUAGCAUAUCUUAGGAGAGAUAAAAGUUAGUCUUAUGUUGGUGUUUUCAGUCCACCUUGUAUUACCGGUUUUGGGGCAUAGACCCCUUAACAACACAUGUAGAGCUGCUCAGAAUCUGGUCCAAAGUUUAAAGGAGACAGAAAAGAAAUGAGGCGGAGCUGACCAAGCCUGGAGCCUGCUGUUAGCUACCCACGGAGCCCAGCGUUUUAGCCAAUGUGCCCUUAGUCACAGCCGCACUGCUAGAGCCCUGGUCUUCCGCACCUGCGUGCUUCGGCGACGUGGGAGCGCGCCCUCUGGCGGCGGCGCGCUGCACCCGGAGCGCGCGCGCGGGAGGAAGGCGCGGGGCCGAGGCGGAGCCUCUCUGGGGAUGGCGGGGGACUUGCCGCGUUUCCUGCAGGCGCUGCCAGCCGAGAGCGGACCCGAGGCGGUGCGGACGCGGGUGCAGGAUCAGGACUUACAGCAGUGGGGCCUGACGGGGAUUCAUCUGCGCUCUUAUCAACUGGAGGGAGUCAAUUGGCUAGCCCAGUGCUUCCAGUGCCAAAAUGGCUGUAUCCUGGGAGACGAGAUGGGCCUGGGGAAGACCUGCCAGACUAUCGCUUUCCUCGUUUACUUGGUGGGAAGAUUGAACGACGAAGGGCCGUUUCUGAUUCUUUGUCCCUUGUCCGUUUUGAGCAACUGGAAAGAAGAGCUGGAGAGAUUUGCUCCAGGUCUGUCCUGUGUGACAUACGUGGGUGACAAGGAGGAAAGAGCCCACCUUCAGCAAGACCUACGACAGGAGUCUCGAUUUCACGUGCUGCUGACUACCUAUGAGAUUUGCUUGAAGGAUGCCUCAUUUCUGAAAUCCUUCUCUUGGAGUGUUCUGGCUGUGGACGAAGCUCAUAGAUUGAAAAACCAGAGCUCCCUGCUGCACAGAACACUUUCAGAGUUCUCAGUGGUCUUCCGCCUCCUGCUCACCGGAACGCCCAUCCAGAACAGCCUCCAGGAGCUCUACUCCCUCCUCAGUGUCGUGGAGCCCGAUCUCUUCUGCAGGGAGCAGGUAGAAGACUUUGUUCAGCGGUACCAGGACAUUGAGAAAGAGUCCAAAUCAGCAAGUGAACUACACAGUCUCUUGCAGCCAUUUCUCCUAAGACGAGUGAAAGCCCAGGUAGCCACGGAGCUUCCCAAGAAGACAGAGGUGGUGAUAUACCAUGGCAUGUCAGCACUACAGAAGAAGUACUACAAGGCCAUCUUGAUGAAAGACCUAGAUGCAUUUGAGAAUGAGACAGCAAAGAAAGUCAAGCUGCAGAACAUCCUCACACAGCUUCGCAAGUGCGUGGACCACCCGUAUCUAUUCGAUGGUGUGGAACCAGAGCCCUUCGAAGUUGGAGAGCACCUGAUUGAGGCCAGUGGGAAGCUUCAUCUACUGGACAGGCUGCUGGCAUUUCUCUACUCUGGGGGCCAUCGGGUUUUACUUUUCUCCCAGAUGACCCACAUGUUGGAUAUUCUGCAAGACUACAUGGAUUACAGAGGCUACAGCUAUGAGCGUGUGGAUGGCUCCGUGAGAGGAGAAGAGAGGCACCUGGCCAUUAAGAACUUUGGGAAACAGCCCAUUUUUGUUUUUCUGCUGAGUACCCGGGCAGGUGGAGUGGGCAUGAACUUAACGGCAGCAGACACCGUUAUUUUUGUUGACAGUGAUUUUAACCCUCAGAAUGACCUGCAGGCGGCUGCCAGAGCUCACCGAAUUGGCCAGAACAAGUCUGUCAAAGUCAUCCGUCUGAUCGGCCGGGACACUGUGGAAGAAAUCGUGUACAGGAAGGCAGCCUCCAAACUGCAGCUUACCAACAUGGUCAUGGAAGGGGGCCAUUUCACCCUAGGAGCCGCGAGACCGUCCGCUGAGGCCGACUUCCAGUUAAGUGAGAUACUUAAAUUCGGCUUGGAUAAACUGCUGUCCUCUGAGGGGAGCAGUGUGGAUGAAGUAGACUUGGAAUCCAUCCUGGGAGAAACCAGAGAUGGGCAGUGGGUCCCUGAUGCUUUGCCUGCCGCAGCCUAAGGAGGAAACAGAGAACAAGAGGAAGGAAAAAACCAUAUGUACUUGUUUGAAGGUAAAGAUUAUUCUAAAGAGCCCAGUAAGGAAGACAGAAAGUCGUUUGAACAGCUGGUGAAUCUUCAGAAAACUCUUCUAGAGAAAACGAGUCACGGGGGCCGGUCGCUCCGCAAUAAAGACAGCGUUCUUAUCCCAGGCCUGACAGAAGGGCCCAUCAAAAGGAAGAAGAUCCUGAGCCCAGAAGAGCUGGAAGAGAGACGGCAGAAAAGACAGGAAGCAGCAGCCAAGAGGAAGAGACUAAUGGAGGAGAGGAAGAAGGAAAAGGAGGAGGCUGAGCACAGGAAGAAGAUGGCCUGGUGGGAAUCCAACAGUUACCAGUCCCCCUGCCUGCCCUCGGAGGACAGCGAGCCUGAGGACCCUGAGGACGGAGAAGAUAAGACUUCUGGUGAGCUGGAUGCUGAAGACCUAGACUCAACCUCCAUCCAGUAUGUUAGCGGUGACGUCACCCACCCACAGGCUGGCGCGGAGGAUGCUGUCAUUGUGCACUGUGUAGAUGAUUCUGGCCGCUGGGGCAGAGGGGGCUUGUUCACGGCUCUGGAGGCACGAUCAGCCGAACCAAGAAAAAUCUAUGAGCUGGCUGGGAAAAUGAAAGACUUGAGUUUGGGAGGUGUCCUUUUGUUUCCCAUUGAUGAUAAAGAAUCAAGAGAGAAAGGACAAGAUUUGUUGGCCUUGAUUGUGGCUCAGCACCGCGAUAGUUCCAAUGUCCUGUCUGGCAUUAAGAUGGUGGCCCUAGAAGAUGGCCUCAAGAAGGUAUUUUUAGCAGCAAAGAAAAAGAAAGCAAGUGUUCAUCUUCCACGCAUCGGACACGCCACAAAGGGUUUUAACUGGUACGGGACUGAAAGACUUAUUCGGAAACAUUUGGCUGCAAGAGGCAUCCCAACUUACAUAUACUACUUUCCUAGAAGUAAGGCUGCUGCUUGCCAUUCACAGUCUGCAUCCCCCUCCACAGCACCGCUGGUUCCUUAGCAACCAGCCCAGCAUCAGCAUUGGAUCCAGUUUUCAGCGACCAGCUAGAAAAUCCGUGCCCCAGAGUGACUGUUAGUUUUCUGGGAAAACGCCGUCUUUGGCUGGAACCUCAGGGAUAGUCUUUAUGGAAUUGUUACUGUGAUCCAGUCCCUGUAAUAUGGACAUGCAUAGCUUAUCUGGGGAAGCCCUCUGACUUCAGAUUGUAUAGCUUUGUAUAAAAAUAAAUUUUCUGUCAUUAAUA
Alexandromys fortis (reed vole) is the source of this 4566-nucleotide messenger RNA. It is a transcript of the gene Chd1l, whose product is annotated as chromodomain helicase DNA binding protein 1 like. Gene Ontology annotation, cellular component: nucleus. Gene Ontology annotation, molecular function: DNA helicase activity; ATP binding; ATP-dependent chromatin remodeler activity. Gene Ontology annotation, biological process: DNA repair; chromatin remodeling. The record is from RefSeq and is a predicted model, not a curated record. Lineage: Eukaryota; Metazoa; Chordata; Mammalia; Rodentia; Cricetidae. The transcript is spliced from 23 exons.